CUUCCUCGCUAUUCGCCCGAACUUAACCCUAUCGAAAAUUUCCGUGUAAUUCUUAAAGGUAAAAUAAAACGCAAUAUGCUCAAAGAUGUUGAAACACUUACUACAAGAAUUAUCGAAGCUAGUGAGGCCGUGCCUGUUGAAUACCUUCAGAAUAUCAUUCAGUAUUUUGUUAACCAGUUUCACAGCUGCCGGAAUAAGGUUAUUAUAUAA
Molecule: messenger RNA, 210 nt
Organism: Gilbertella persicaria
Lineage: Eukaryota; Fungi; Mucoromycota; Mucoromycetes; Mucorales; Choanephoraceae
Exons: 1
Molecular function (GO): nucleic acid binding
Source: RefSeq, a predicted model, not a curated record